This is a messenger RNA of Cryphonectria parasitica EP155, 1624 nucleotides long. RefSeq lists its product as uncharacterized. The record is from RefSeq and is a predicted model, not a curated record. Gene Ontology annotation, cellular component: nucleus; chromatin. Gene Ontology annotation, biological process: chromatin remodeling; regulation of DNA-templated transcription. Lineage: Eukaryota; Fungi; Ascomycota; Sordariomycetes; Diaporthales; Cryphonectriaceae. The annotation marks the transcript as partial. The transcript has 2 exons.
AGAGAAGUCCACCGAGAAGCCUGCCGAGUCUGACCAGGCAGACGAGCCCUCAGCAAAGCCGGCGCAUUCCUCAGAAGCUGCAGAGGCUACUGCGAAGGACGAGCCCGCCUCCCAUGCGGUGACCGAGCCCGGUACAAACACUGCACGGAAGAUUGACACGCAAACAACUACGUCCAGUGAAGCUCUUCCCAGUGAUCUCAUGACCCCAACUGUCCCAAUGUCAGAAAUGGCGUUGGAUGCAUCACAAGAGGCUGCUACAGCGUCGUCGACCGUCGACACCAGCAUGACCGAUGCCCCGUCUCAAAACUCCACCAAGGUGGCCCGAGAGCGCGACGAGGAUGACGACGAAGAGCCUGCUGCAAAACGCGCCAGGACUUCCGGAGAGCAAGACCCGCCGGCCGAGGCCAUCGAAGCAGCACCAUCAACUACAUCUGAUGCGAUGGUCGUGGACAAGCCUGCUGAUGUCUCUGAGGCGGGUCCUGCGUCGGCAUCAGCGCCGGCAUCUGAGGCUCAGCCCGCGUCUACUGGAUCCCCCGUAUCUUUGUCGGUGGAUGGACGUGCGCGCAAGCUAAAUGAUCCUGCGCUUGCCAACAACCCGAUCACAGUCUACCAGAACCGGGAGAUUAGGAAGGUGCUGGGCCUCGUGAAGAAGACCAAGUCCGGGCAACACUUCAGGCAGCCGGUGCAGGUCCUUUGGCCUACAGUGUGGGAUCAGUACCGCCAGCUCAUCGCACGUCCCGUGGAUAUCAGCUUCAUAGAACAGAAUCUGCGCGACGGCAAAUAUGACACCAUAGGCCAAUUCAGGAGGGACGUUGAGCUUCUGCAGGCGAACGCCACAACCUUUAACGGAGCGACCCACGACGUCACCAACUGGGCCAAGAGCACGGUGUCUCAAAUCUAUGAACGCCUGGCCGCGAUCCCUGCAGAAGAGCCUGCAAAACCUAGACCCAUCCAUCCCCCGAAGAACAAGGACAUUGGUUUCCAGCCCAAGACGACCAAGAACAAGAAGAAGCCCGAGUUGCGCUUCUGCGACGAGGUUAUGAAGGAUAUCAUCUCCUCCAAGAACUGGGUUAACAAUCAAUGGUUCAUGGAGGCGGUUGAUCCUGUGGCUCUCAAUAUCCCCACGUACCACAGUGUGGUUAAACAGCCCAUGGACCUGGGCACCAUGAAGGACAAGCUGCAGAGGGGGGAGUACGAAUCGGCGAAGGACUUCAAGUCAGACUUUGGCCUGAUAGUGAAGAAUUGUGUCAAGUUCAAUGGCGAGGAUCACCCUGUGACCGCCGCGGCCAAGGAGCUGGAGCAGAUCUUCGAGAAGAAGUGGUCGGAGAAGGCCAGCUGGUUGAGCAAACAUGCACAGACCUCAGCGCCACCUGUAGCUGCCACUAGCCCGCGCGGCGGCGCCAAAGAGGAAGACACGGAGGAGGACGAGGCCAGUGAGGCAGAGCCCCAGGAUAGCGCUAGCCCCGACGUCAAGGAGAUUCAGCGCUCUAUUGAUGCCCUCUCUAGCAGGCUCAAGCAGGAGCGGGCUGAGCUCGACAAGAAGUUAAUGUCCAACAAUCCGGACAAGUUGGAUAUCGACAUGCACCAGGGCAUCAUUAACCAUCUGCAGAGCCAGAUGGUGGAC